AUGUUGUUCGGAAAAAACACAUUCGUUUGGUUAGCAGCGCUCCCUCUUACACUAGCCGUUGAUUGUACCAUAUCCAAUGCGAUCUCCUGGCCCACAUCUAGCGGUUCUGGAUCUGGGGGUUCCGGUGGUUCUAACGUCUGUACCGACCUUUGUGCGAACUCACAAGCAUGUUUUGACCUUUGCGAUCCCGGAAGUAAUACAAGUAUAAUAGGUGCGAGAAAAAGGGGUCUUCAAGCUCGAGCGGUCAUAGCUUGUGCGGAUAGAGAGACAUGCUUUGUGUUUCCCGAUGCCACAUUCAGUUGCGUGAAUCUUCAGAAUGGAGAUUUCCACGAUGACGAUGGUAGCAGCGGAAACUUCAGAACUGGCAUAGUCACCUUAGCAAAUGGCCAGGCGACAACUAUAGGAACUUUUGUAGAUGGAGCUUCAAGUACUGCGGGUACUGUUGCGAGCACAACCGUGCUGGGCUCGCCAUCAACUACGGCAUCGCUUUCUUCCCCAACAGCAUCUGAUAGUUCAAGACUUUCGUCUGCUUCGACUCCAGCGACUCGGGUCGUCUCUUCGUCCGGUACCAUUACUAGCGCCCCCGGCACAGCUCAGGCGACCGCGGUUACAACACCUACAUCUACAACGGCAAGAUCUGGUGCAGGAACAGCGAAUAAAGAUGUGGUUUUGCUCGGAGCUUUAGUGAUAGCUGUGGUGGUGGUGCUCAGUGGGGGUUCUAUAAAACCGUAG
This is a messenger RNA of Glarea lozoyensis ATCC 20868, 732 nucleotides long. RefSeq lists its product as uncharacterized. The record is from RefSeq and is a predicted model, not a curated record. Lineage: Eukaryota; Fungi; Ascomycota; Leotiomycetes; Helotiales; Helotiaceae. The transcript has 3 exons. Bases 1 to 732 code for a protein of 243 amino acids.